Molecule: messenger RNA, 1557 nt
Organism: Pseudovirgaria hyperparasitica
Lineage: Eukaryota; Fungi; Ascomycota; Dothideomycetes; Acrospermales; Acrospermaceae
Product: kynureninase
Exons: 2
Coding region: 68-1513 (481 amino acids)
Biological process (GO): NAD+ biosynthetic process
Cellular component (GO): cytoplasm
Molecular function (GO): kynureninase activity; pyridoxal phosphate binding
Source: RefSeq, a predicted model, not a curated record
GUCCAAUUCACUUCUAUUCUCAUUUUUCGCUUCUUCUCAUUAGGUUCAGUCGCUCAUUCUAACCACCAUGGCUUUAGAUCAUCUCACCCAGACCUACGCUGACGAGCAAGACGCUGCCGACCCGCUCCGUCACCUCCGCGAUGAAUUUAUCAUUCCAACGCGACACAACUUAGAAAACACCGGCGUCGCAAGCACCGAUAGUGACACGCAAUGUACAUACCUAUGCGGAAACUCGCUCGGCGUCCAGCCCAAACGGGCGCGCAAAUAUAUUCAUCAAUUCUUGGACUCGUGGAGCCAGCAAGGUGUUUUUGGUCACUUUAAACAGCUCAAGAACAGCUUUCUACCACCAUGGGUACACAUGGAUGAUGCUGUCAAAAACGCGGCUACACCCUUAUUUGGUGCAUUGCCUACAGAGGUUGCCAUCAUGGAAACAUUGACAGCGAAUCUGCAUUUGGCUAUGGCUAGCUUCUAUAAGCCAACUAAGGAAAGAUACAAGAUCAUCAUCGAGGGAAAAGCUUUCCCUAGCGAUCACUACGCAGCAAUCUCCCAACUCGAGCACCACGGUCUUCCCCCCUCCGCUCUUAUAUGCAUCACCCCUCCAGAUGACAAAUCCCCCUACCUUCCAACAGACCAUAUAUGCGCAAUCAUAUCUGAACAUGCCGCCUCCACAGCACUCGUCCUCCUCCCUGGUAUCCAAUACUACAGCGGUCAACUCUUCGAUAUUGCCACGAUUACCGCCCACGCACACUCGCUAGGCCUGGUAAUCGGCUGGGACCUGGCACAUGCGGCGGGAAAUGUGCCCCUGCAGUUACAUGACUGGGACGUCGACUUCGCUGUGUGGUGUAACUACAAGUACCUAAACUCCGGACCCGGUGCUAUUGGAGGGCUAUUCGUGCACGAGAAACACGGGAUCGUGACACCUAAGAGGCAGACCGAUGGUGGCGCGGAACUUCCCGCUGUCAUUAAAGACGGCGAGCAAAUUCCAGAAUUGGAAUACAGACCGAGACUGAGUGGCUGGUGGGGAAACGAGAAAUCAACACGGUUUCGCAUGGAGCCGCAGUUCCACCCCCGUGCAGGAGCUGCUGGGUAUCAGUUAUCCAAUCCAUCUGCACUCGACAUAUCUUCUGUCAUGGCAUCGCUAUCCGUCUUCAACGAGACAAGUAUGCCGGAACUGCGUUCCAAAUCGCUGAAGGUCACCAAAUUUCUCGAAGACUUACUCGUGCACCGACCGUGUCGAACGGAUCGAAGUGAUGCUAAUGCGUAUGAGAUCAUCACACCGAUGAACCCUGCAGAGAGAGGUGCGCAGAUCAGUGUCAAGGUCAAGCCAGGUUUCUUGGACACGGUGAUGGAGGUGCUAGAGGCAGAGGGUGUGGUGGUGGACGAGCGUCAGCCGGAUGUUGUGCGUGUGGCACCGGCGCCGCUGUACAACAACCAUCGCGAUGUGUGGGACUUUCAUGUCGCAUUUGAAAAGGCACUUGAGGCUGCGACAGCCAAGGCUGGUGAGGCUCAGUGAUAUCCGCAUCUGUUAUUUAACUAGGAGUAGGAGAGAUGAAGGAC